UCAACUGAACCCAUUUGCAGUAGCUGGUCUGUGUGUUUUGUGCCAAAGAAUAGCCCUCCAAAAAAGGCCUCCCAAGAACACUACCGUUCGCACAUAGCAGGCUGCGGGAUACUGGCCUCUUGGAGUAUAUAGCUUUUCUGGUCCGCUACCCAUCAGCCACUUGCUUUCCAAUGAUGACAUUCACUUUAGAAAACGACUUGGAUGAGUUCAGUACUCGGUAUUGGGAAUGUUGUCAGGAAGUGAUCACAAAACAAACGCGUGUUGGGAUGCUCGUGUCGCGUCUUUCGUCUCCGCUACCCGUGACUGAGAGUGGAGAUUCAGCGUCAAAAUCCACAAGCUCGGCCUCCGACUCCAAAAACGAAGCCCAUGACACAGGCUUGAAACACCUUCUUACAAGCGUCCAGUCUUCGCCCAAAAGAUUGCGCGUGGAAACUCAUGGGCUGAAAGGAGAAACCCCAUCCAAAUCCGGCGAGAGUGUAUCGGCUCUGAACCCACUGGCGGGAGAUACGUCAUGGAGGCCCUCACCAGCAGGUAAGCUAUUACCCGCAAAUCCCCGGCCAAGACCCUGUAAAAUGCUGACUUCCCGGCUCAAGAGUAUCGGAAAUCCGUUUUAUAAGCAACGCAACAAGGACACGUCUCUGAGCUCGACGCUGCGAUAGCACAUCCGUUGAUUUUCUUCUCUUGAGGAAAAAGGCUGCUUGGAACAUGUGUACCAACCCUGUGCUAGAUUUUCCCCGCUCACGCCCCGGAGUCUGUUGCUGUUGUUCUCGAGGGGCCACAUCUUUGUAUCAAUUGUUCUCA
Messenger RNA from Metschnikowia bicuspidata var. bicuspidata NRRL YB-4993, 801 nucleotides. RefSeq lists its product as uncharacterized. Bases 171 to 659 code for a protein of 162 amino acids. The record is from RefSeq and is a predicted model, not a curated record. Lineage: Eukaryota; Fungi; Ascomycota; Pichiomycetes; Serinales; Metschnikowiaceae. The transcript has a single exon.